Molecule: messenger RNA, 1944 nt
Organism: Mugil cephalus (flathead mullet)
Lineage: Eukaryota; Metazoa; Chordata; Actinopteri; Mugiliformes; Mugilidae
Gene: jpt1a
Product: Jupiter microtubule associated homolog 1a
Exons: 5
Coding region: 140-604 (154 amino acids)
Cellular component (GO): nucleus
Source: RefSeq, a predicted model, not a curated record
GCCACUCAGACAGGAGGCAAGUUGAUUAGACCACCAGCUAGAACAGACAAUGAUGAGGUGGUAAAGUACUGCUCAUGAAAGUAUAAUUCGCGUGCAUUCAGACAGAUUUAUAUAUACUGUACGACAUAUUGUGGAGAAAAUGACGACUACCACGACAUUUCAAGGGAUGGAGCCCGGUGCUAAAAACAGUUCCAGGGUUUUGCGUCCUCCUGGUGGUGGCUCCAACAUUUCACUUGGUGCAGAUGAGGAGAAACCUCCUGUUCGGAAAAACAAGAUGGCCUCCAGUGUUUUCGCUGAGCCAGAGGACCCCUAUGCUAAUCGAAGGAACAAUCCGCCAGGUGGGAAGCCCACAGGUGUGCUGUGUGGUGAGCCAUCAGCCCCCCUGAGAAGAGGGGGAAACCACGCCACCAAUCACUCUGGAGACGACCCCACCACAGAUGGAGAAAAUAUUGUGCGUAAUAAUGAAAGUAGUGCUGCUGAACCUGAAGCAGUUCCAGAGCAGGCACCACAGGCUGAGGAGCCGCAGGCUGAGGAUCCCCCUGCAGGACUACCAUCUGGUCGCCGAAAUCCUCCAGGGGGCAAAUCCAGCCUCAUCCUAGGCUGAGUGCCACUCAACCACCCCUGCUUACCUCCACUCGUCAAACUCAUCUUUUUUUUUUUUUUUUUCCAAACAAGAUACCCCAUUCGUCUGUACCGCAUUUAACCCUCUGAUGUCCAGCAGACACCAGUCUCCUCCACAUCCCCAAGUGCAUUGUUUUGAUACCUCUUUUUUGAAAACUGUUUUGUACUGUUUUUAUUGUUUGCUUAUUUUGACAGAAGCACUUUAUGUAUUUCUAUGUAAAUGGUUCAAAGUCAACCUUUGCCCCUGAAAUGCAUUAGACGUGCCAUGAAGGGUACAAGGUUCACAUUUCUCAUAUCAACCAAUGGUAAAAGUCCCCUAACUUUAUGGCAACAGCACAAGGCUGUAGAGGAUUACACAAGCAGUUUGGAGAAGAAGCAAAGAAGAAAACCUUUGCACUGUCUUUAUUUUGGGUCCAUCUUGCAUGCACGUCGGGUCUUUAACGUAUGAAUGUGAGAAGAAACAUAACUGUGAAUUUAUUUUCAAUUAUUUUCUUUUGUUUUACUUUUGUUUUUUUCUUGUGGACUGAUUAUUGUAUUGUUGUUGCAUGAUGUCUUUCUACUGAUUAUAGUAUUAUCCAUAUAGGAGCCAAAUAGGAUCCAUAUAAAUUACUGUAAUUGUGAUCUGAAAGAUUUGUAUUGAGAUAAGCACUGUAGGUCCCAUGUCCAGUAACAAAGUUGGAAACAAGCCUUCUUUUAUAGUGUAGUCAGUAACCCUAGGUUAUUGUAACCCUAGUGCCAGUUUUGACUGCCCCAUGUUUUUACAGGUGAAAUUUACUCUAAAGUGCACGUCUUUGUGUGUUAGGCUACAACAUCAAACAAGGUUGGGUUUCCCAAUAGCAUCCUAGAAAUGUCACAAUGAAUACUCGGCAAAUCAGUGAAAAGCUGUUGGUCAUGACGCUCAAGUGUUUCUAGUAAACUCAUCCUAGAUUUGACAAGUGACCUUAUGACAGCUCAGCCUUCUUUUUCACUCUUUUACCCCCCGAUCCAUUUAAUAUUUCCUCGAAUCUCACUGCAAAUCUUUUGUACAUUAUUCAAACCAAAACAACUUCCUGCUUCUGUUCUCUGGAGUCACGUGUGACUGCUCUGUCUACAAGCUGUCACGCAAGAAAAUCUGCAUUUCACAUACACUAUGUCUUUCCGGUGGUGUUAUUUUUUAUUUAAAAAUGUUACUUUUUAUUUUAUUUUUUUAACGUGUGUUAUGAUGCCAGACGUGUCUGUCAGCAUCAUGUACCAAUUCAUGUUGCUGGAUGUAAGCGACUGCAGAAAUUUGAAUUCAAGAAAUGGCACAAGUGGAAAUUAACAUUAAAAUCAAUUUUGACCAUG